Molecule: messenger RNA, 4603 nt
Organism: Anastrepha obliqua
Lineage: Eukaryota; Metazoa; Arthropoda; Insecta; Diptera; Tephritidae
Gene: Hcs
Product: biotin--protein ligase
Exons: 14
Coding region: 510-3788 (1092 amino acids)
Biological process (GO): protein modification process
Cellular component (GO): cytoplasm
Molecular function (GO): biotin--[biotin carboxyl-carrier protein] ligase activity
Source: RefSeq, a predicted model, not a curated record
UAAGAAAUCAGCUCUGAAAUCAGUGACAACAAAUGUCAGUGGUGAAAAAUAUAUAAAAAAUUUGUGUCAAAGGAAAGACAAUGCGAACGAAAAAAAUCAACGGGUGAUGUAGAAAGAGUAGAGUAGAUGACAACUAAAUUAUCGAAAAAUAUGAGCGAGGCUUCAUCGUAAACGCAUUCAUUAUAUGCAACGGUAAAGGUAAGAACGUAAUGCAAGAAGCACAUCCAAGGGUCUGCUUUGCUGUGGAAACGGAAAUAACAAAAAUUACGAAACUCGAUUCUUUUCCCAAAUUUUUAUCAACAAGCAAAAACUCCUAGCUCUACUGCAAUAAAUUCAACGGCAUGAUAAAGUGCAUUAUAAUUACUUAAAAAUUGCUUGUGUUAAGGUAUAGCAAUAAAAAAAUCAUUAUUAACGUUAAAAGUUCCGUGGCAACGAGAAAAGUACAUUCAUUAUUUAGCUAUUCCUUACAUCGUCAAAGGCAUUCCUAAAACUUCCAAAGCGGUACUAAAAUGUUGACUUUAUUUUAUGCGACUGCGACUUUUCUGCAGUCUUGGCGUAUCAAGAAUGUCUGUGUUAAAAUUUGCCAGCAAUUAGCUCAAAAGACGAGCGUCGCCUUUUAUACGUUGCCAGCAGGAACGGAUGAUGGUUUUGAUCCAACAUUAGCGGCAUCGGAUUUCUGCUAUAAUCGCAAUGCAGCGCGUGUUUCCGAAAUACUCUGGUUAAAUGGCGAGCAUCGCGGUUGUUGUCUAUCACCAUUGCAAGUGGUUCAACUAAUGCCUUGGAUAUCAUUUGGAGAGUGUACGGCGUCAGCAGACACUAUGCUACUACCUUUUGCGCAUUCACCUGCUCCAGCAGAUCUGUUGGAGCGUUUAUCGGGGUCAAGUAAGGGGAAAAUAUUACAUCUUCUAUUGGAAACUGAUAUCCAACCUUGUUAUCAGACUGGAUAUGAUGCGGAUUUUGUUCGGAUUGAAGAUUUUGGUAAGCUAAUAGCAUGGAAGGUUGACUCACAUCUUGCUGUGCUCAUUGAGACUGAUGUGGAGCAUUUCACCAAAUUGUUGUUAUCCACCUACUUACAAAAUAAUUUUCUCAUUAACGAUCAGUUGAAAUUGCUGAGGAUUGAGUCAAUUAACUAUGAAGGCAAUCCACAGCCUAUGAACUUAUUGGCCAGCCAUUUGCGCAAGCCCGUACGUCAUAGCGAGCAGUGGCUAAAUGCAGAGGAAUGGGAGCGCCAUUUAGAAGAUUUGCGUGCGUUAAGCGUAUUAGCGUUUCAAGCUACCGAGUUUGAGAGUCAAAAAGGUCGUGGCGAGGGUAAGGUUACGAGCGCAACCACAGUCAAGCCAGAUUUGAUACCCUACGAGCAGCAGGCAGCUGAGUUUGAAGGAGAGGCGGAAGCUAGUAGUUCCCGAGGAACAGAAACUGCGGCUGCGAUUACUGCAGGCAAAUCCUCAACUACAUCGGCAAGCCCCAAAACUGCUUCUACAGUCACACUUACCAAACCUACGGUGGUUACAAAAGUGCCUCUUGAAGCAGAGAAAACGUCUAAUCCUUCUUCACCUUUGGGCAAAAUGCGCGCCAAACCGACUGAAAUUAAAAAACCAGUGGCUGUAAAAAGUAGCUCGGGAAGUACUGAACCGGCCUCCGAAUCUCUCAAAAUCACACGCCAAUUGGCUCAGCAGACAGAUAUUUCUGGAGUGAAAUCGUCAGGACUAGCAUCGCAACAAUUCGCAGAUCCUCCAAUUACUAUCUCUGCGGCUGCUGCCGUUAUAACAACAACGACAGCAAGAGCUAAAAUGCCUUCCAAGAGUGUAGAAACCAAGUCUAGUCAACUAGAGAAGUUGGCCUCCGCAACUGUGUCGACCCUGACACAAAAACCAAAUUCUCCAGCCUCAGAAGUAACUCCAGUCUCUCCGAAAUUAGCUCAGCCUAGUGAAAGCGGAUUAUCUGCAUCAGCAGCUACUAGCACUGCAAAACGUCCAAGCUUAAAAAGAUCUAAAACAGAUACUCGUCCAAGCAAGCCAACAAAUAUAUUUGUAUAUUCGGAAAGCGCAAGUUCGCGUGAGGGGACAUUAAGCACACUCAAAGACAUUGUGGAGCGGGAUAAGUACACAAUUUAUGCAAUGUCCCUUCAGCAGUUGACACAAAAGUUUUGGAUGGAAAACACUGCUCUUUUGGUAGUUUGUGGCACUGUACCCACUAAUAUUGGUGAAAUCUUAGUGGAUUACUUUUUGUGUGGCGGCAAAGUACUCUCGCUAUGUUCGGAUAUUCUGAAUUUUGUGUUGCCCAACUAUCGAACAGCUGAGGUACGUGAAAAUGAGCUGGUGCAGUUUUCAUACGAUAAAUGGCAAAAAAUAAAAAUGAUGCAUCACAUUUUUUGCUAUCAACCCUCGCCAGUUAAGAAAAACUUUUCCACGGAUAGCGAUGAUGCAACACAGUCUAGUGCCAAGAAACCAGCUCUAGUGUGUCCAAGGUCUGUCGAACUGCAGGAUCUGCAUGGCGAAGUGCACAAUCUGGAUGUGACGGUGCUUGGCACUGAGGAAACAUGGAAUACCCCAAGUUUGUUGUUGGCAAACAACGUAAAAAGUGGUGGUCGUGCAGUCUUCUCACAGGUGCAUUUGGAAACCAGUCCUUCGCAAUUCGAAAUGGAUGAACCCAAGUACAAGAUUUUGAAGAAAAACGAACCUGUUCGCUUAGAAAUCUUAUCUGAUUUAUUAAGUAAGCACUUGGAAGUGAGCGUACAACAACCCGAGAGCACCAAUCAUGCCAAAUGUACUUAUCAAGAAGCUUAUUUUCUGGGCCGACAUGAAUCUAAAUUUGAAUUACUGGACAAACUAAAAAAGUCUGGAGCCUCUGGUAACAUCGUCACCACAUCCAAACUUACCAUGCAGUUCUGUGGCAAAGGCGAUAAGGCCAAAAGUGCUAAUACUAAUGUACUUCCAAUACUUAUACAUUCCUGUCCAGAGGAUUUUUCAACGGUGGAAUAUUUUGAUAAUUUAAAAACAAACUACAUUGGCCGCCUUGUUAUUUAUGCGCCCAUUGUAAGUACCAGCAUGAAUGUCAUCAGCGAUUUAGAGUUAAUGGAUGGCAUUGCUGUGUUGGUGCGCCAACAGACGGAAGGUGUGGGACGUAACAACAACCAGUGGCUUAGUCCACUAGGUUGUGCCAUGUUUUCCAUACAAUUGCAUAUUUCCUUGGACUCACCGCUAGGUGGGCGUCUGCCGUUGCUGCAACAUAUAGUUGGUUUGGCUUUAGUGAAUACAUUCAGAGGAAAUGAAGUAUAUAAGGACCUUAACAUCCGUUUAAAAUGGCCUAAUGACAUUUAUGCAAAUGGAGUACAAAAAAUUGGUGGUCUUAUUGUGAAAACAACAAUAUUCGGUUCUAAAAUCAUUGCAAACCUUGGAUGCGCAAUGAAUUUGGAUAACAAAAAACCAACGACAUGCAUUAACGACAUGAUUCAAGAAUAUAAUACUGCAAAUCGCGCGAAUUUACCAUUGCUAAAAUAUGAGGAAUAUGUUGCAAUGACAUUUAAUGAGAUUGAGAGACUUCUGGAGAAGGUGAAAUCAGGCAACUUUGAUUAUUUUUAUGAGCAAUACUAUACGCAGUGGAUGCACGAUUUGCAGAAAGUCAAGAUAUGCGACAAGUAUGGAAAAAAGGAGGAGGCGACUGUUAUUGGUAUUGAUGAUGUUGGCUAUUUAAGGGUUCGAACCAUUGACGGCACAAUAGAAACCGUUCAACCGGAUGGUAAUAGUUUUGAUAUGCUCCAAGGAUUAAUCGUACCUAAAUUCAAUUAAAUAGUGCAAAAGCUAUUAUCGUAUACCGUAUAAUAUUCGUGCUUCUUUAAAAACGUUUUUAAAUUACCUGUAUUUAAGUGCAUUUAAAAUCUACUUAAUCUCCAAUGUAAGUUUUGAUAGUCUAAUCUAUUUAAUUAAUAGUAACAAAUGAAAUAUGAAAACUAGCAGAAUUUGUAGUGAUAGAUCAGAAGUGUUAAAAGGUCUUCGAGAAGCAACACUAAACAAAUUAGUACUGAGUUCGAUCAUGACAAGUAAACUUAUAUAAAUUUAUAUCUUAAGCAUAUAACUGCUUAUUUCAUUAUAAUACUAUUAUACUUCAUUAUAAUAAUAUUAAUUUAAAAGUUAAAAAUGUGAUUGACUCACAAGUAAUAAAAAAUCAGUUUGAUCUUAAAGGGUACUCAAUGCUCAGACCACCUGACCGUAGUAAGUAACAAAGUGGAAGUGCCAUCUAAGACGUGGUAACUAGAAAUGACGUCAAUAACCUGUAGGUUUUUACAGUGAUAGUAAAUCACUUAUGUAUAUCAUGCGCAUCGACAUUGUUCAAUAUAUCCUAUUUUUUGUUGAUUCAUACACUGCCACAAAUUAAUUGAACGCGAUAAUACUAAUAGGUGUAGUACCUUUUUCGAAGAAUGACAUGUUUUUGAUUAAGAAUAGAAAAUUAAGUUAACAGUGAAACUUUUACUAACUCAGAUGUAUAAUUCGUGGGCUUACCAAAAACUAUUUGCUAUUAGUCUAAAUAGAUAAGUGUGAUUAUUACUACUUUUGUUAUUUUCUUGUUGAAUUUAUAUGUAUAUGCUUAAUGUCCUAUAUACUCG